CACACUCCAGAGUAGCCCUGGAAAGGGAACGGUCUGUCUUGCCAGAAAUCAUGGGCCUGGCAGGUUAUACUGAAGUUCAACAUCUGUAACACUAGCAGAGAAUCAGGCUAAACAAAAGCGAUCCAUUCUGACCUUAAAGUCAUGAGUCGUGAGAUUAACUCUUGACAGUUCUUCCAUGUUUUAGCACAUACAUGAAGUGGGGCUUCCUCGAUGAGUUAGCCUCCAACAGGCUGCUACUUAAAGACGCGAAAGAAAUUUCAUUUGCUCAAGGCAAAAAGCAGCAGCGUCUCCGUGACAGCCCCAGGAAUGACGGCUGCGUUUCGGCAUAGAUCAGACCCAGCAAAUCCCAAAGGACAGGUAGUGGGCCCGAAAGGAACUGGACAGAACGUUGCACGGCAGCUCUCGUUUCCGCAGGCAGACUCCGUCACGACUGGCACGGCAGGCUCUUUUCAGGAAUGACGUUUUUAGCCGGUGCUGUCGGAUUGCACAUUCUUCACUCGGAAGGAAAUCCUUCGGUUGCAUGGCCGAUACCAUGAAAUGGCACCAAAUGUUGUGCCCAUGGACUAUACAAAGGACCCAGAUGUUAAACUACCUAUGCAGCUUAUAAUAAACAUGCCUGAACUAAAGGAGAAUCCCUUCAAGGAAAGGAUUGUGGAAUCUUUCUCAGAAGAUGGAGAGGGAACCCUCAGCUUCAAUGAUUUUGUGGAUAUGUUCUCUGUGCUCAGUGAAAUGGCUCCCAGAGAGCUUAAAGCAAUCUAUGCCUUUAAGAUCUAUGAUUUUAACACAGAUAACUUCAUUUGUAAAUCAGACUUGGAAAAAACCCUCAAUAAGCUGACCCGAGAAGAGCUAACAGCAGAAGAAAUCACUUUAGUUUGUGAGAAAGUGAUAGAAGAAGCUGACAUGGAUGGUGAUGGGAAACUAGGAUUUGCAGAUUUUGAAAACAUGAUUUCCAAAGCACCGGACUUUCUCAGACAGCCUUUGCAAGCUUUGUACUGCUGUCAAGCAAAUGAAGAUGCAGUAAAGUCUGUUGCUUGAUUUGCACUGCUGUGGUUGAGGAAUUUUUUUAAGACUAGAAGAAAACACUGCUAAUCAUUGACCAGGGAAGAAGAUAUGCAUUUUUGGCUGUUAUCCCAGAAGCUUGAUACUUUCCACAUAAGAAUCUGAAGAGGUUUCUGUGAGCCAGUGUUAACAGAACUUACUUGCCAGUCCAGCCUUUCUGAAUCUCAGGCACUUUGGGGGCUUUUGUCCUCUAAUUAUGGCUUCUUAGAACUCAGCAGAAAGUACUGCAAUAGUUCUGGUCCACAAGGAGACAGAAGCAUCAUGUGAUCUACAGGAUAUUUGGAACAGUCACAUUUUUAUCUUCACUGCUGGCCAAGCACUCUGGCAGAGAUGGUUGGUUGUUGGCUUGUGGUUUUUCUUUUUUUUUCUUCUUUUUUUAAACAGGCAGAAUGAGAAAGUUAUUAAAGGUAUUUCCACAUAGUUUUUAUAUUUAUGAAUAUUUAAUACUGCUCUUUAAAAGCGCAAAAAAAAAAAAGAUGAUUGACAGAAAGAUUAGCUUUGGUGACUUUUCCGAGAGUAUUUGGAAGAAAGCAUGGGCCUUAAAUAAUGAGAUGCCUCUAUCACUGUGUUGUACAGCUGGGGAUCUUGCAUGGAAAUUAUCUUGGGUGAAAGAACUGCAGUCAAGAUCAAGCUCCCAGUGUUGAAGACAACCACAUCCCAGGUUUGCCUUUCAGUCACUGAAAUGGCAGUUGCUGGGUUUGGUGCUUACCUUCAACCAAUACUUUAUGGAUCGUCAUGUCCUUAUGAAACUUGAAAUAAUUGCCUUUUGUAUAUGAUAACUACAUACAUGAUUCAUUUCUUCCCAAGAUAAAUGUUAAAAGUGUGUCCUUAUUCCUAAAAGGGGUCCUGCAUUUACUCAUUCUAUGGGCUGAUAAUGUUGAAUGGAAGAAUAUGAUCAUCUGUAACUCAUGAAGAAGUUAAAGAAGCACAGAACUACUACCAAGGACAUGAAAAGACAUUUUCUUUCUAAACUAGCUAUGCAAUCUUUCCCAUAAAAUGCAUGAAUGCAGCUCUAUAUUUCUCUUCCCUCUCCAGCUGGAAAUCAGCUAGAUUGAUUUAUUAUUGUUUUUUUUAAUUCCAGUAUUGUUUAGGUACUGGGGCCUGAAGACAAUCAUAUGUGUAUUACUGUUCUAACAGUCAAUAGAAGGGCUCUGUCACUUACACGGCUUCUGUAUCAAAGUCAUCACAAUUAAAACUUUUGACGCAU
Harpia harpyja (harpy eagle) is the source of this 2266-nucleotide messenger RNA. RefSeq names its product calcium and integrin binding family member 2 (gene CIB2). Gene Ontology annotation, molecular function: calcium ion binding. The record is from RefSeq and is a predicted model, not a curated record. NCBI's taxonomy places the organism in Eukaryota, Metazoa, Chordata, Aves, Accipitriformes, Accipitridae. The transcript has 7 exons. The coding region runs from base 538 to 1035 and encodes 165 amino acids.